Molecule: messenger RNA, 1226 nt
Organism: Botrytis cinerea B05.10
Lineage: Eukaryota; Fungi; Ascomycota; Leotiomycetes; Helotiales; Sclerotiniaceae
Exons: 1
Coding region: 185-412 (75 amino acids)
Biological process (GO): fatty acid beta-oxidation
Cellular component (GO): peroxisomal matrix
Source: RefSeq, a predicted model, not a curated record
GAGGCAAUCGGCUACCCCACAAAUGAGCUUAAUAGCUCGCUGGGUCCCCAUGAUCUGGACUAUUCGGGAUCCAUUCGUGACUUUCUUGAUAUUAUCACCGUCGGUUGAUUGUACUCGUGUUAUGCUUUUUUGACAAUACCAUUCUUCACUUCUAAAUCCAACAAUCACUACGGAAGCAUUCAAAAUGGCUCAGAACGAACCAGUAACUCUGGAGUACAAGGGCAGAAUCGCAGUUAUCACUAUUGAUAAUGAGAAGAAGCUCAAUGCUUUGACUCAAGAUGGCUAUUAUCUCAUAGCUAAAUUCAUGAGGGAAAUUGCUACCCAUGAUGAAGUUUUCGUCACGGUUUUAACAGGAAAAGGUGUGUUCUGCAAUAUCAAUCGUGAAAGGGGUCUUGCUAAUUUAGACUCGUAGGACGGUACUUCUCAGCGUAAGACUCCUCCACUGUUCAGUAGUUGCCAGUCAUUGAUCAAUGCAUAGAGGGGCCGAUGUAUCUAUCAGUAGAGAAAAGCCUGUUGGAACUGAUCUAGCUCGACAUUGGCUGACUAGCUUCGUCGCGAAUAACCUCAACAUAACCAACGCAUUUUAUACACACCCAAAAAUUCUCAUCACGGCUCUAAAUGGUCCAGCAGUUGGACUUUCGGCUGCUUUGAUUGCCUUUUCCGACUUCAUAUACUGCACGCCUCAGACCUUCCUUUUAACCCCCUUCUCUAGUUUGGGGCUCGUCGCAGAAGGGGGAGCUUCGAGAGCUUUCGUCCAACGGUUGGGAAUCAGCAAAGCAAAUGAAGCCCUUAUCAUGAGUAAGAGAAUCACUGCCGAGGAAUUGCUGCAAGUUGGGUUCGUGAAUAAGAUUUUCGAUGUUCAAAAGGGAGAGACCGAGAAAUUCAAAGAGUUGGUAUUCGAGGAGAUAGAUAAUCGGUUAGGAACGCAUUUAAUCGGCGAUAGUUUGAUUAAGAUCAAGGCUUUGAUCAGAAAACCAGAGAGAGAUUUGCUUGACGCACAGGGUGUAGCGGAGGUGUUCGGUGGACUUGAACGAUUUGCGGCUGGCAUACCACAAGAGGAGUUUAGAAAGAUCGCAAGUGGUGAGAAGAAGCAUAAGCUGUGAAUAUUUGAAACUUAGAAUGUAUAGGGAAAGGAAUCGUGAGGGUAUAUGUCUAACCUUAAACAUUCAUACCAACUGAUGUAGGACCCCAGCCCAAUACAAAUAAUUAAAACCAUUUAUAUCCCA